Molecule: messenger RNA, 1487 nt
Organism: Carassius gibelio (silver crucian carp)
Lineage: Eukaryota; Metazoa; Chordata; Actinopteri; Cypriniformes; Cyprinidae
Product: interferon-induced protein 44
Exons: 8
Coding region: 181-1206 (341 amino acids)
Source: RefSeq, a predicted model, not a curated record
CUGUCGAUGAUGAGUUAUGCUGGCUUGGCAUCCCUCUACUGGCCAGAUGUCAAAUUUACACAACACACAGUUUCGUUUUCUCAAUAUUGAAACAUUCACUUGUUGCCUCGGCUGUCUUUCAUGUCAUUGUCUUUUUGAUUCUAGACACAUCAGCGAAAGCAUUCCCUUCUCUGAUCAAGAAUGAAUAGAGGAUUCGGUUUAAACGCCUCAUCUUUUGGCAAACCCCCAGCAGACAAUGUCACUUCAUCCUCACUGUUCGGCUCAAAUGCUAGUACAGUUCCAGCCUCCUUUUCAUGCAUCAAUGGUGUUAGCAAACCUGAAAACGAAACCGCACCUGCACCUCAGUUUACUUUCGAAGCUUCAUCUUUGCUGGAAAACGAGUGGAGAAAAACGGAGUGGAGUGAAGAAGUGAGAGAGGCACUGAAGGAGACGGUCAGGUCAUUUAAACCAGCCAGUGAGACGGUCACUGAAGCACGGGUCCUGCUGCUCGGUCCCGUCGGGGCGGGAAAGUCCAGCUUCAUCAGCUCCGUCCAGUCGGUCUUCUCUGGACGGGUCCUCAACAGAGCCAUGGUGGGCUCCUCGUCCUCCACCAGCUUCACCAAAAAGCUUCGCUCGUACCCCAUCAGAGGAGCAGGAGAGGACGCAGACGAGCCCACGGCUCUGGUGUUGUGUGACGUGAUGGGUGUAGGUGAAGGAGAAGGCACUGGACUCACUCUUCACGAUGCACUGUCUGUCAUUAAAGGCCACGCUCCAGAGGGACACCAGUUCAGUCCCGAGCAGCCGAUCUCAGCCGAGACUGUGGGCUUCGCCAGGAAACCGGGCACUAAUGAUAAAGUGCACUGUGUGGUGUUUGUGAUCGACGGAUCUAAAGUCGGCUCCUACGCCAAAAGCUUUGGUGCCACUUUCCAACAGCUACGAGAACACAUCAGCAACUUAGGUGUACACCAGGUGGCGUUACUGACCCAUGUGGACCAGGUUUGUAACGCUACCAGAAGUGACAUUACCCAGGUUUACAAGAGCAGGGCCGUUCAGCAGGCCAUGGAGAAGGCUGGGCAGCUGCUGGGAAUGGCCACAUCCUACAUCGUCCCGGUGAAGAACUACUGCUCAGAGCUGGACCUGGACGAAAACACUGAUGUUCUGGUGCUCAAAGCUGUUGAUCACAUCUUACAAUACGUGAAUCUGUUCUUUCAAGACGACACUGAUUAAACUUUCUGUCUCGAUCAAACCUGCCUGCUUGUAACUUCCUAGUGAUCCUGAAGACCCUGGUUGUUUUGUUCGGGUGUGUUUCAUAAUGUUUGGAGCUCAACUCUGCAGGAAAACGUGGAGCAUUACGAUAAGAAUUCACACUGCAAAUACAGAAGUGCCCAAAAUGAGUUCAUCUCAGUUUUGUCCCGUUGAAAUGAUGAGGCCAAAACUUGUUGUUCUUGUUAUUGUUCUGUUGAACUGUCACAAAUGAUCUGAAUUAAUUAAAUGUCAGUAAUGAACAA